AUGAUUCUCACGAGUGAUGGCUGUGUCUAUGGAUGGGGUGAUAAUAGAUACGGACAAUUAGGUUGUGGACCAGAUGAUAAACUAAUACGGGCUACAUUUCUAGUGAAUUUCAAUCCAAAUCACGAAAUUAAAAGCAUUUGUUGUCGUUCUUAUUGUUCAUUUACCAUAACAUCGGAGGGACAGGUGUAUAGUUGGGGUCGAAAUGAUUGGCAUAAUUUGGGACACAAUUCAUCGGAUAAUAUAUGGGAACCACAACUCAUUGCAGACAUGACUGUUGUUUCCGAAGUGAAUGAAUACAACCGUUUGUACGAAGAGUUGUAUCGAUUAGGUUCGGGAUCUUUUGGGGAAGUGAUGACGAAUUACGGGAAUGUAUGCGAGAAAUGCAAAAUUUGAUAAAAGUUAGGUCAGACUAUUGUGUCCAAUAUAUCAGACAAAUGUUUGAAAACAAUGUGUAUUACAUUGAAAUGGAGUUGUGUUCCCAUAGUCUGCAAAAUAUUCUUCAACAUAAACCACAAGUAUUUGGUCGACAACCGGAAGAACUC
Molecule: messenger RNA, 542 nt
Organism: Oppiella nova
Lineage: Eukaryota; Metazoa; Arthropoda; Arachnida; Sarcoptiformes; Oppiidae
Source: the annotation of a GenBank genome assembly